CGUAGACGAUGCCAAAAUGUGUUAGUUGAAUAUAUUAUAGCCAAGCUCGGUGCGGCAGUCAACGAUCUUGUUUCGGAGAGGUUUGUCAAUUUAUUCUCGUUCUUAGAAUGCAGUUAAUGCAUGCUUUUGUGGCAAGACGCCAGCCGAUUGGGGCAUUUCCAAGCCGGCAAAUAUGGGAAACUACCCUUAGGCCGGCGAUCCCACAAUACGACCACCAGUUGGGGGAAAAACACACUCGCUUUGGAGCUGCAAUAAAUUCCGUGGCUAUCAAGCCGAGAGCUCAGUCUCGCUUCAAAAUCCGACGCGUUAAGAUUGCUAAUUGCUAAGCUCCAACCAGUUGUCGAUCAUCAGAGAAUAUGGAGAACAUACGAUUCGUGGGACAAGCUCUCAGAGCCCUGAUCUUAGGCAGCCUGCUCCUCCUGAUGACAGCCAUUUACCGGGACGAUAACCACGCCGGUUCCCAUUAUAUCCAUCCAAGACAUACAGUGCAGUGAUGAUUACCAUGGUCUCCGAAUUUUCAAUUCAACCUAGUCCACUGUCGUUCGAGAAUGCGCCAGAAUAACCGGUUCGGAUAUAUUGCCGGUUCGACGACAUAUCAUAAUUAUCGACUAACUGCACAAAUAAUAUUAUAUUUAGCUUUAGAAAUAUAUUAUUAUUUAAAACUCAUCCCCUCGUAAAAUAGGUUAACUAAUCUUGUAUAUAUUAUAAAAAAAUAUAUAAAUGUGUUAAUUAUUAAAAUAACAAGUAAGAAUAAAUGAACAUCACAAAGAGUUCUUAACUAAUA
Drosophila eugracilis is the source of this 784-nucleotide messenger RNA. RefSeq lists its product as uncharacterized. The coding region runs from base 357 to 494 and encodes 45 amino acids. The transcript has a single exon. Lineage: Eukaryota; Metazoa; Arthropoda; Insecta; Diptera; Drosophilidae. The record is from RefSeq and is a predicted model, not a curated record.